Solea solea (common sole) is the source of this 3461-nucleotide messenger RNA. RefSeq names its product 7SK snRNA methylphosphate capping enzyme-like. Bases 1109 to 2959 code for a protein of 616 amino acids. Gene Ontology annotation, biological process: snRNA modification; rRNA modification. Gene Ontology annotation, molecular function: rRNA (adenine-N6,N6-)-dimethyltransferase activity; O-methyltransferase activity; snRNA binding. The transcript is spliced from 9 exons. Lineage: Eukaryota; Metazoa; Chordata; Actinopteri; Pleuronectiformes; Soleidae. The record is from RefSeq and is a predicted model, not a curated record.
CGUUGAUUGUUAUCAGUCAUAACUGUGACGUGUUCACGACUCGCUAAAGUUGCUCUAAACAGCACUGUGGCGUGUUAGCGUGAUAUUAGAUCUGUGGCUAGAGCGUGUUAAAGGAGGAAACAAGAGCCUGGCUGUAUGUGUUCGGCUGUGUACCCAAAAUCAGGGCUAAAAUGUGCAGGAGCGAAGGGGACGGACGGUGGAGUUUAUGUUGAGCUAAAGGCUAAAUGUCAAACUUUGUUUAUCGACUGUUUGUCGAACAGACUAUUUUGUGUUUUGGUUGUUGUUUAGUGGUUUAAAUAUAUAUAUAUAUAUAUUUUUUUUCAACAGUUCAAUCGGUUAAAGUCGUCGGUUAUACGGUCGUGUUCGUGUUUGCACUCAGGCACCGCUGAGGAAGCCCUCUCUGCCCGGACCCCCUUCUCCCACCUCCUCGAGCUGCGGCCAAUCACACCGCGUCUCGGGUCUCAUUGGCCGUCAUGCUGGAGAGGCCGGAGCUUAAUUUGGCAGUUGAUUGGUCGACUACGCAGUCGCUCACGUCAUCCUUGCAGCUGCUGUAUAAAUGUGUGGGCCUGGGCUCGUGAGCUAUCAGUUAGCAGCUAGCGCAGCACACUUUCUGUACAAACUUAUGUGCCUGGCCGUUUUCCUGCACACACGUACACACUCUGCCACAUGCACGCGCGUGCACGGACAGCUCGCGGGGGGGUCUGAAUUCACACGCAUUGCGGGUUUUGCGCGCGGCUUUUGGUAGCUGUUUGUCUUUGCGUGUGUUUGUGUGUUAGCUUCACGCUAGUUGCUUCCUGCCAGUCUACUGGUGGUUGCUAACUGGAGUGGCUAACUGUUUACCUGCUAGUUUCUCACUGUUUGAAUUAUUCAUGAGCGCGCUCCGUGAUUGGUGGAGUCAGCCGCCGGGGCGGAGUUAGGACGUAUUUUUGAGAGUGGGGGGUAUGGGGGGUGGAGUCACGUACACAUACAUACGCAGACCUAUUUGUGUCACAAACACACACUUGGAGUGAGAGUGUGUGAUUAUAUUGCAAACGGGGCGUGGUUACAGGACGACAACAAGUGACUGGAGCAAGUAGGACGAUUACUGUCAUUGGCUGAAAGGUGGAAGAUGAUGUCGUUAGACAAGGAGACGGUCCUUUCUCAGGAGGCACCCGUCAAAGUCAGCCCCGCCUUCCCCGUUAACAUGAACUUAUCGGAGCAGCCACAGCUGGCUAAGAUCCGCCCCCUCUGUCCUAAUAAUGGCCUUCAGCCACCCAACAACACGCAGCCCCCGCCCCAGACACAGCGAAUCGCAAAGAGGCGUUACUCUAUGGGCCCGGGCUUUAAGGGGCCGGCUAAGCGUCGCCGCCGCACCAACAGUGACAGCCAGUCAGAGCCAAGGCUCCCAAGUCACUUCCUGUUGGGCGGGAACAUCUUCGACCCGCUGAACCUGAACUCGCUGCUGGACGAAGAAGUCAACAGAGCAACCAAUCAGGAGACACCAAAGUGCUCACCCCUGCCGUCACGGGGCAGAGACCCCGUAGAGAUUCUAGUUCCACGUGACAUCACCGACCCCCUUAACCUGAAGGGAGGCGGGGGGGACGGGGAGGUGGAAGGGGGAGUCCUGCUGUCCCCUGUGAAGUCCAGGAGGAGACACAGGAACAGACACCAUGGUGGUGGUGGUGGUGGUGAGGGGGAGAGGGAGGUGAUACCUGCACGACUGUUUCCCUCCACAGCUCCACUGACAGUUCCCCUGUUGACCAGGGAGGGCAGUGUAGCUGCAUCUCCUCUUCCCUGCGAGCUCAACACGGCUAUCACAUGUCGAGAUGACUUGGUUCCACCCCCCGCUCUUCCAAGGAGACACACGCAUCCGCUGCCGGGAUCCGCCCACAAAUCUAGUAACCAGGGUGAUGGUCGCCAGCGGAGACGGCGACGCACCACCUCCGUGAAGUUGGGAGAUGGUGCUGCCAACACUGUCACCGUGGCGACUGCGGCUCAAUCAACCAAAUUCCAUACGCCACUAGUGGGAGGAGCCAAAGCUGGCAGGUGUGGAGGAUCUCAGUCGUCCACUCAGCCUCCAGAGAGGAAGAAGGACAGACACCGGUACCAGUAUGGCAACCACAACCGUUUCUACGGCUACCAUGGUUUCUAUGGUGACAAUUUGGAGGGGCGGGUGGGUGUGGAGGAGGACCCGCGUCUCCAUCUCCUGGAAGCCGAUUGGUUCAGAGACAAGAGGGUGCUGGAGGUGGGCUGUGGCGCCGGUCACAUGACAAUAAGUAUCGCUCGGAAAUUUGACCCCGCCCACAUCCUGGGAGUGGAGCUGGAUGAGCGAUUGGUCCACACCGCCAAGCAGAAUGUCAGGCACUUCCUGUCACAUGACCUGGUGGUGGAGGAGAGGAAAAUGAGGAGGAAAGGAAUGACAGGGGAAGAAGAGAAGGAGAAGAAUGACGAGGAAGAGGAGUUGACGGAGGUGUUCCAGGGGGCGCUCUCUCUCCUCUCCUUCCCGCUGUCAUUCAGAGUGAGUCGGGGUCCUCUCUCAGCUCCUCCCCUUGUCCCUCCCCCCACCUCCUCCUCCAGGUUCCCCAACAACAUCACCUUCAUACAGGGGGACUAUGUGUCAGAGAAGGAGUCCUGGCCAGGGCGGGGCCAGUAUGAUGUCAUCAUGUGUCUGGGUGUGACCAAAUGGAUACAGCUGCAGUCAGGUGAUGGGGGUGUGGUCAGACUAUUCAAGCGUGCCUAUCAGAGUCUGUCUCUGGGCGGAAUAUUCAUCCUGGAGCCGCAGCCGUGGAGCAGCUACAGCCACAGCAAGAGGGCGUCGGAGCAAACAUAUCGUAACUACAGGAACGUGAGGCUGAGACCUGAACAGUUCACCUGCUUCCUGACGAACACCGUGGGCUUCACCUCGUACAGACUACUCACUUGCACAGGUAACCAGCGACCGAUCUACCUGUUCCACAAAGGCCAUGCCCAGAGGAAGUGAUGUCACACAACCGGAAGUGAUGUGUCUUUUCCCUCAAGGUAGCUCAUGCUCGUUUCCACGACAGCAGGUUCAAACUGGUGGAGGCGCGAUGACACCUCUCUUACAUUUUUGACUGUAAGCUUGCAGCCGAUUGGCCGAACAGGUGACUCUUUGAUGACAUCACACAGCAGAGGAGAAAAUGAUUGGUCAGCAGGGUUUUCUGAGGAAUGUGAUCGGUCAGCACGGGCUCAUCAAGUAAAAAUUGGACACUGGAGAGGAAGUGAUGUGUGUCCACGUCCGUCUUUUCAAAAUAAGUUGCAUUUUAUUUGUUUGUUUGUUUGUUUGUUUUUUCUCCCAAAAAUAUAGAGAAUUUAUCAGCUAUGGCUUCACUGUGUCAUCUUUUCUGUCAGAUGAUCAACAAAUCAAAUAAUUGAUCGGCAGAGAAGUUGUGACUAAUUUUCUCUCAGUUGAAGAGAUUUCAUUUUCCUGUUUGCUUUCACAAUAAAAGCUUUUGUAAAAUCCA